AUGAGGCACAUUCAGCGAAUUUCUGAGGUUUUAAAGGGGUCAAAAAAACACGUGGCUGACACCCUUCUCCCAGCACCGUCUUCAACUCACUCGUAUGUGUCGUCCCGUCCGCAAACCUCGGAACACCGCUCCGGUGAGGAUGACGACUACCUAAGUUUUCUCAACACUGAUGUGGGAAGUCCCGUGCAUACAAGUUUAUUUGCCCAACCUCCCUUCCACCAAGUCUACAAGGCGCCGGCAAAACCAACUGGAACCACUGGUCUGUCGGCGUCACCGCCACGAGUUCAUCGCUCCGGAGAGGAGCCCGGGAGUCCUGCCGCGCAAUCCCCAACGCAGGGUACUUCCGAUAUUGUUCUCAAAGCCAUCGAUGUUGCAACAGCGUUGCUGCAAAGGAGAGAGUUAAAACGAGCAGUAGACGUGUUGCAGCACGCCUACGACGUGGGUGUUCGGACCCGUAUCAGACCUGGAAACUUUGAACGCGUGGAGGAACAUCUGGUUCUCUUGAGGAGAGAAUACUACAAGCACUUCAAACCCCGCUUUCUUCAGGACAAUCCCGUACUGCCGGAAGAGAUGGAUGUUUUGCGAAAGUCCGGAAUCACCACGACAAUUGCACUCCCGAUUUGGGAUGACUUGAAAGAAGGAUAUGGGAGAGAGAACGUAUUUAUGCCGUGUGAGGGUCACUGGAAUGACACCUUCACACCAGAACUUUCCUCUGUGCAGAAGUCCGCUGGUGCCAGGUAUGUGUGUAUCGGUGAAGCAAGGCGAGGUGUGGAGUUCUGCAUCAUACGCGCGGCGGAUCCGUUGAACAUCAAGCAGACAGUGGUGGGGGAUUGCUCCAUGGUCUGCAGUCUUAUCAUAUGCGCCCUAUAUCAGCAGCGGUUCCCCAAGGCGAAGAUAAUUAGCAACGUCAUCUUCCCACAGGAUUCGGAUGGUGUUCCGGUAGUGAACCCGAAGGGGAAGUAUUGCGUCAAGAUGCUUGUGAAUGGUAUCACUCGACUCAUUACUGUGGACGACCGGUUCCCAGCAAACCCGCAAACGGGAGAAAUGCUUUGCACGUAUAGUCGCGACAAAUCAGAGCUGUGGGUGUCAAUUAUGGAGAAAGCGUUCGUAAAAGUUUGCGGCGGAAGUUAUGAUUUUCCUGGCAGUAGCAGCAGUAGCGACCUCUACAAGCUCUCUGGUUGGCUUCCAGAUAGUGUUGACUUCACUGUAAAGGACUUUGAUAGGAAUUUGCAGUGGUCAAGAUUCUUCAACCGGUAUGCAGAUGGUUCUCUUCUCAUUACGGUGAGUACACCCCCACUCUCCGAAGCUGAGGAAAGGAGACUUUUGCUCGCAUCAGAACAUGCGUACGCCGUUUUGGAUAUGAGAGAGAUGUCAGGCGUGCGACUCGUACAAUUAAUGAACCCAUGGAGCCGCCGUGCGUGGAGUGGUAAAUUUUCCCUCAACGACAAGAGACCGGAAGUUGUCAAGGUUCUCACGCAGCUACAGUACGGCUCACCACAGGCUGAUCAAGGCAUUUUCUGGAUUACGUGGGAUGAUCUUUGCACAAACUUUUCCCGGUGCUCGUUGAGCUGGAACCCGUAUAUGUUGUUCAAAACGCCGGAUGGUAUGUCGCAGCGGCCCACGCGACUUUCCUGUCACAGUCGUUUUCCCUACACAACAAGCAUGGGUCAGUCCCCACAGUUCCAUAUUGGCGUAAUCGACGCACCGAAGCCUUCCCGCAUGCAUCUUGUGUUUUCACGUCACAUGACGGAUCCGACGGCGUUUGGUCAACAGUUUGAUAGGGACCACCCGAAUGUACCGUACGUUUCUCUCAAGGUAUAUGAUGUCACUCGGUUCCCUUCCAUCGCACAGCAUCUGGGAGCUCGUUGUAGUUUUGGCAUGUGUUACUGUCGCCGGCUCGCCCACGGAACAGAGUUGGGCGUAAAAAUAGCCCCCUUGAGCAAUCCCACAUACCGAAACAUGGCUGCGUAUACACUGAGCUUCAACUGCCCAGCUGGUACAAGUGAUCUUCUAGUUGUUGUUAGUCGGUUGGAAUCUGCUAUCAAGUCAGAGUUCAGCUUUUCCCUCACACUUCACACAGAAUGGCCUCAAGUACUGCUGCAGGAGUCGGCUCAGCGCUGCUGGGGUGUGUAUAUACAUGCCAUUCCCCGCAGUAGUCUCAGGCAUUGCACUGUGACGCACGGCAAAUGGGUAAAAGGCGUGAGUUGCGGGGGUAGGAGCUUUCUGCAAACCUUUGUGUACAAUCCCCAGUACCUACUAACACUUGCACGUGCAUCGAUGGUAUCCGUACGUUUAUGUGUAUCAGAUCAAAAUAAUGACGAUAGUGACAAAAGUGUUCAGGUGCACCUCCUGCAAAAAAGGCAGGACCCAGGAGUGGGGCAGGUCAAGUGGGCUGCACGGGUGGGUUCUACCAAUGAAUGUAGCUUGCACCUGUGUGCACCGUUGUUUGCUCAUGGUGGUGUUGUCGUAGAUACAAGCCUUCGAAGCUGUUUUGCGCCAGAGUCCGUGCACUACCCUGUUCCACAAUCGCAUCAACUACAAUCUGAACAACAGCUACAGCAAAGCCAAUGGACGAAGAAGGCCCUAUCAACGUCGGAUGGACCACUACCUCCCCUUCCUGCCGGUGACUAUACAAUUGUAGUUGCACAGUGGGAGAAGGGUAUACCCGCAGCGUUUGAACUUACCGUUGAAACGACGGAGCCACAUCAACUACGGGAAAUUGUGCCAGAGGGUGUUGGUUGGGUGGAGACAGCUGUUCGGGGAAAGCUUCAGGGCGGAAUCACUGGUGUAACAAGGUCUAUCAUGCUCAGAACAGAUUCAUAUAUUACAAGCAACAGUAAAGUUUCCAUUGUUACAACCUCGGCAGGGGUUUUGACCGCCCGCUUGCUCUUGCUGAUGGCACCAGCCGAGGAAAAGGAGGAAAAUGAAGCGAGUUGCAUUUCAACCAACUUGACGGUGUUCCGCUCGGUGGACGCCACAUCUCUGCAGCGUGUUGCUACUUCCGGUCCGUAUAGGCGAUGUGGCGUCUCAUUGGAACCUCUCAAGGUGGACAUGAAUGCUACAUACAUCAUUGUUGUUUCGUCAUACACUCCCUCUCGCGAGGAGUACGUCUUGCGAAUCUACUCCAACACUCCACUGAAGGCGGAGGUGUUGUAA
Trypanosoma brucei brucei TREU927 is the source of this 3156-nucleotide messenger RNA. Its product is annotated as calpain-like protein, putative. The transcript has a single exon. The record is from RefSeq and is a predicted model, not a curated record. Gene Ontology annotation, biological process: proteolysis. Gene Ontology annotation, molecular function: calcium-dependent cysteine-type endopeptidase activity. NCBI's taxonomy places the organism in Eukaryota, Euglenozoa, Kinetoplastea, Trypanosomatida, Trypanosomatidae. The coding region runs from base 1 to 3156 and encodes 1051 amino acids.